CGAAGUGGCUUUAGGAACUAAAAACGGUGGGUUCUAGUACCGUUUCAGACGUGCUCACGCAUGUUUUCGCGUGAGGUAGGCCCCACAGGAUUUGCGCCUCUUUUCCGUUGUCCAGAACCUCUCUCCCGGUUUCCACUCUCCAUCUCAAAGUCUCUCCGACUCCGCCGCCACGACUGACGAAUUCUUCUUCCUCCGGCGACAAAAGCCCAGAAGAAACUUACAGCGCGGCCGAGUAGCGGAGGAAACAGCUAAAAUGGCUACAGUCACUGCCAAAUCCCUAAAUCUCCCUCAACCCAGACCACUCUCUUUAUCCCCUCAUAGACCCCUUAAAUCCCCAAAUCUCCCUUUUCUUCCCCAAAAAUGCCGCUACCCGUCGAUCAAAGCUUCCUCCACUCUUUCCCCUCCGGCUACAUCCACGGUCGACUCUUUAAUCCCCAGCGACUACAGAGUCGAGAUCCUCUCUGAAUCCCUGCCUUUAAUCCAGAGAUUCAGGGGCAAAACUAUUGUGGUCAAGUAUGGCGGCGCCGCCAUGACUUCCCCGGAACUCAAGGCCUCCGUUGUGAGCGACCUCGUCCUUCUCGCCUGCGUUGGACUCCGGCCCGUCCUCGUCCACGGCGGGGGACCCGACAUCAACCACUACCUUCGGCAACUCAACAUCAAAGCCGAGUUCCGCGACGGCCUCCGGGUCACCGAUGCCGCCACUAUGGAAAUCGUGUCCAUGGUUUUGGUCGGGAAGGUUAACAAGAACCUUGUCUCCCUCAUUAACACAGCGGGUGCCACCGCCGUCGGAUUAUCGGGCAUCGACGGCCGACUCCUCACUGCCCGUCCCGUGCCCAACUCCGCCCAGCUUGGAUUCGUCGGGGAGGUUGCCCGUGUUGACUCUAAUGUGCUCCGGCCGCUUGUGGACUCCGGUCUUAUUCCUGUGAUUGCAUCCGUGGCCGCGGACGAGUCCGGGCAAUCCUACAACAUCAACGCGGACACAGUCGCCGGAGAGAUAGCCGCUGCAUUGGGCGCCGAGAAGUUGAUUCUGUUGACCGAUGUCGCGGGGAUCCUCGAGAACCGGGACGACCCGAGCAGCUUGGUGAAGGAGAUAGACAUCAAAGGAGUGAAGAAGAUGAUUCAAGAAGGCAAAGUUGCGGGUGGCAUGAUUCCUAAAGUCAAUUGCUGCAUCCGCUCACUCGCGCAAGGAGUGAGAACGGCUAGUAUUAUUGAUGGCAGGAGACAGCAUUCGUUGCUUCACGAAAUCAUGUCCGAUGAAGGAGCUGGUACUAUGAUUACUGGGUAAUGCAAAUUCAGAGAGUAAACAAAGGCCAAGCAAGCCACUUUUUUCUUCAACCUUAAAAUUUUAUGUUAUUUUUCAGAUGGGUGUAAGUUAUUUGCAGGGGAAAACAGUGGUCUCUUUAGUUCACAUGUUACCCAUUUCUGGUUUCAUGUGUUGAAAAUGCUUUUUCUUUUCCAUUAUUGGCAAUAGAGAUAAAGCUUUUUUCCCUGAAA
Messenger RNA from Carica papaya (papaya), 1494 nucleotides. It is a transcript of the gene NAGK, whose product is annotated as N-acetyl-l-glutamate kinase. Gene Ontology annotation, cellular component: chloroplast thylakoid; cytoplasm. Gene Ontology annotation, biological process: L-arginine biosynthetic process. Gene Ontology annotation, molecular function: acetylglutamate kinase activity; L-glutamate N-acetyltransferase activity, acting on acetyl-CoA as donor; ATP binding. The record is from RefSeq and is a predicted model, not a curated record. NCBI's taxonomy places the organism in Eukaryota, Viridiplantae, Streptophyta, Magnoliopsida, Brassicales, Caricaceae.